Messenger RNA from Aspergillus melleus, 909 nucleotides. RefSeq lists its product as uncharacterized. Gene Ontology annotation, cellular component: fungal-type vacuole membrane. NCBI's taxonomy places the organism in Eukaryota, Fungi, Ascomycota, Eurotiomycetes, Eurotiales, Aspergillaceae. Gene Ontology annotation, molecular function: transmembrane transporter activity. The record is from RefSeq and is a predicted model, not a curated record. The transcript has a single exon. Bases 1 to 909 code for a protein of 302 amino acids. Gene Ontology annotation, biological process: transmembrane transport.
AUGCUCGGGUUCAGCGUCCUCGGCGGAAUCUCCUCAUCAAUGGUCUUCACCCCCAGCGUGGCCUGUCUGACACACUGGUUUCAUCGCCGCCGGGCCCUAGCAACCGGAAUCGCAGCAACAGCGGGCGGAUGCGGAGGCAUCAUCUUCCCCAUUCUAAUCUAUAACCUCACCGAAGCGGUCGGGUUCCCCUGGGCCAUCCGAAUCACCGGUUUCAUCUGCGCCUUCUUCUGCGUUCUGUGCAUCCUCUUCCUGAAGACCAGACUGCCCCCGAAAAAGCUCGGCGGAGGUAAAAUCGACUUUCGCGUCCUACGCGAGGCCCCAUUCGCGUUACUCACCGUCGCUAUUUUCCUAAUCGACUUCGCCCUCCUCAUACCCCUCACCUACUUGACCUCGUACGCCCAAUCCCAUGGCAUGGAGGAAGGCCUCGCAUACCAGGUUGUUUCCAUCCUCAACGCAGCCUCGAUCCUGGGUCGUGUCCUCCCGGGCUACGCCGCAGACCGGUAUGGACGGUUUAACGUCAUGAUCAUCACAACUUUCGGAUGUACAGUCUUUACACUUGCAUUGUGGCUGUCCGCUGGGUCCAAUACAGCCGCUAUCGUGGCAUAUGCCGUUCUAUUCGGGUUCUGGAGCGGCUCGGCGAUUAGUCUUGCGCCUGUUUGUGUGGCGCAGAUCUCGACGACGGAGGACUUUGGGAAGCGAUAUGGGACCACGUAUUCUUUGGUUAGUGUGGGUGCACUGUUUGCUAUACCUAUUGCUGGGGAGAUCAUGAAAGCGCAGAGUGCCCCGGGGAAGAAAGAAAAUUAUUCGGGGCUGAUUGUGUUUUGUGGGUUGAUUUAUGGGUUUGCUUGCUUGUUUUUUGUGUUGGCGAGGGGGGUUAAAAUUGGUUGGAGAGUUGGGACGAUAUUCUAA